This is a messenger RNA of Monosiga brevicollis MX1, 675 nucleotides long. RefSeq lists its product as uncharacterized. Gene Ontology annotation, cellular component: proteasome core complex. The transcript has 5 exons. Bases 1 to 675 code for a protein of 224 amino acids. Lineage: Eukaryota; Choanoflagellata; Craspedida; Salpingoecidae. The record is from RefSeq and is a predicted model, not a curated record.
AUGGCGGCGCCGAGCAGGAACCCCAUCGUCACGGGUACAUCCGUCCUUGCCAUCAAGUUUGACGGUGGCGUGGUCAUUGCUGCUGAUACCCUCGGCUCGUACGGGUCCCUGGCUCGUUUCCGCGACAUUCGCCGCCUGGUGUCUGUCGGCAACCAGACAGUCGUGGGCGCUUCGGGCGACGUGGCCGACUUUCACUCCAUGAAGGACACCCUGGACGAACUCGAGGUUGAGAACCGCGAGUAUGACGAUGAACACACCAUCAAGCCCAAAGCCAUCUUCUCCUUCUUGACGCGCGUUUUGUACAACAGGCGGUCCCGCAUGAAUCCUCUGUGGAACUCGUUUGUCGUGGCCGGUGUUCAGGACGGCGAGCCCUUCCUGGGCACCACGGACAAGGUCGGCGUGGCCUUUACCGAGGACACGAUUGCCACUGGCUAUGGUGCCUACAUUGCCCUGCCGCUGCUGCGCAAUGCGCUUGAGAGCAACGAUGGCCCCUUGACCCGUGACCAGGCCGUGGCCGAAAUUGAAAAGUGCUGCAAGGUCCUUUUCUACCGCGACGCCCGCUCGCUCAACCGAUAUGAAGUUGCAGUCAUCACUGCGGCAGGUGUGGAAAUGUUUGAGCCCAAGGCCAUGGAAACGGACUGGUCCAUCGCUACCAUGGUUCGUGGCUACGAAUAA